Limanda limanda (common dab) is the source of this 1942-nucleotide messenger RNA. It is a transcript of the gene slc48a1a, whose product is annotated as solute carrier family 48 member 1a. Gene Ontology annotation, biological process: heme transport. Lineage: Eukaryota; Metazoa; Chordata; Actinopteri; Pleuronectiformes; Pleuronectidae. The transcript has 3 exons. Gene Ontology annotation, molecular function: heme transmembrane transporter activity; heme binding. The record is from RefSeq and is a predicted model, not a curated record. Gene Ontology annotation, cellular component: lysosomal membrane; plasma membrane. Bases 290 to 724 code for a protein of 144 amino acids.
GCCUGUGAGAUAAACAGCUAGCUUGAUGUUUUGUAGCCUCCUCGUUAGCCGGAAACUCGAAUGCUUUCUCUUUCGUUAGAUUCCUGUUGAAAAACCACACGAAUUACAGUCAGUUAGAUAUUUAAAAAGCCAAUUUUUCACUCCAGCUGAUCCAGGACUUUCAUCCGGUUGUUUUCCUGCCAGGAAAUUACAUAACAAUGUGGAGCUAAACCGAAGAAUUAGCUUAAAACCUCGUCUUGUUUUUAAAUAACACGUCUUUCUGGAACCAGGAGCUGAGUUAUAUGAGACGAUGGGAAUCAACAGGAUCUACAUCAGCAUCGGGUACGCCACCUUCGGGGCCCUGAUGGGUCUGUCGGCUUUCCUGGUGUGGAACAUCGCCUACAAGCAGCCGUGGACGGCAGCCAUGGGAGGCCUGUCAGGAGUUCUGGCCGUCUGGGCGCUGGUCACACACAUCAUGUACCUGCAGGACUACUGGCGCACCUGGCUCAAGGGGCUCAAGUUCUUCAUAGCGGUCGGCGUGCUCUUCUCCAUCCUGUCGCUGACCACCCUCAUCACCUUCCUCACCCUCGCCAUCACAGAGAAGCAAUCUCCCACUGACCCGAGGAGCCUCUACCUCUCCUCCGUCUGGAGCUUCCUGACUCUCAAGUGGGCCUUCCUCUUGGCCUUGUACUCGCACCGGUACCGCCAGGAGUUCGCGGACAUCAGCAUCCUCAGCGACUUCUAGUCCGGAUGGAUUUUAUACACUCCGAUGGACUUCCAGGGGUUUUAGAAUUUCCGGCAGGAGCUGGUCAAAGAGCUUUUUGUAACAAAGAGGAGGAAAAAAACCCCAGACGUGGCUAGAUUAAAAAAAGUCCUCUGACCUUUUUUCCCCACAUGGAGAUUCACCUGUUACUCUCGCUUAACAAGUUCUGUAUUUGCAUUGUAACCCGUUCUCCUACUUUUAAUGACCCACAUAUUAUAUCCCUGUCGUCGUCAUAAGUCGGAACCUCCGAAGAACGGAACUUAUUUUUGCGUAACUUGCUGAAGGCUAUUUAUGAAGAGAUUUUCAGAGAGAUUUUAUCUUUGGAUGUGUCAAUCUUAGAACAAAAUAUUAUGUAAAAGGAAACCCCCUUCUAUAACAGGUUUUUAUUUCAAUGAGCAGUUGUUAAAAUGAAAGUUCUCUCAGAACCAAAACUAAAACCACUUACCUGAAGCCACGCGGAUGAAGCUAAGUUGACAGUGUGUGUUUGGAGCGCUUGAUUAUUUUAACCCGUACAGGCGUUUUCAUAACUCCGGCCCUGAACCACAGAAUACUCACGUCUCCAGACUGUCUCUGUCUUUCAGUGUCUGUCUGAUAGUCAUCAUCAAUGAAGCAGUUUGAAGAAUUUAUAUAUUUUUUUAAUUCAACCACUGAUUGAAAAGGUUUCUCUCUCAUUUGUAGCCUUUUAAAGAUACUAACCCUGUUACAACCCUUUUUUCUUUCAUUCGAUUUGAAACGGUGGAGAAAAGGCAUUCCUGUGGAAUAUUCUGCUUGUUCACCUUUUGUUCCACCAGGGGGAGCCCUGCUUUUUCCCUGUCUGCACUCCUGAGACAUUCCUCCAGUCUAGAGAGAUAAAAUUGAUUUAAUAAAUAAAUGCACUUUCGUCUUUGGCCCCAUUGUUUUGCACACAAAUCCUGAUACAAUGGGCAAAAUAAAUAAAAUGUUUUAAAUGCUCUCAUUUAUGUCUCACCCUUUUUAAUGAUGAAAUACACUAUUUAUACACUAUGUAUCAUUAAUGUUCCACCUGCUAUGAUUUGUGUAAGUUAUACUAGGCUUUGUGAGUAGUUUGCUUCCGGGUGUAACGUUCGUUUGCCCUCUACCACAAAACAUGUACAUUUGUAUUUUGUCGAUGGGAGAUUGAAUGUGAGAAAUCCACGUGUAUAGAAACCAAACCCAUUAAAGAUGCAUUUAUUGUUAAUUAAA